Culex pipiens pallens (northern house mosquito) is the source of this 2316-nucleotide messenger RNA. RefSeq lists its product as uncharacterized. The record is from RefSeq and is a predicted model, not a curated record. The coding region runs from base 1 to 2316 and encodes 771 amino acids. NCBI's taxonomy places the organism in Eukaryota, Metazoa, Arthropoda, Insecta, Diptera, Culicidae. The transcript is spliced from 3 exons. Gene Ontology annotation, molecular function: catalytic activity.
AUGGUCAGCGAACGACUGGACAACGCGUACCAUAGGUACAUUAUGUACCAUCCUGCACGUGCUGGCCUUCUUGCCCGGGAGCUGCACAAGCUGAACGUGCAUGUGGCCGCCAUCCAGGAAGUGCGAUGGCCCGGUCAUGGAGAGCGAGAAUUCACGGCGGUGGACCCCAUCGCCAACACCUCUUUCAAGUACCACAUCUACUACAGUGGCGGCGAAAAGGCGAUGCACGGAGUCGGUUUCGUAGUGAUUGGGGAUCAGAAGAACCGAGUCAUCAAGUGGAAGGUGGUGAAUGACCGGAUCUGCGUGUUGAGAAUAAAGGGCAAAUUCUUCAACUACAGCCUGAUCAACAUCUACGCUCCGACGAACGACAAGCCCGAUGACGAGAAAGACGCUUUCUACGAGCGUCUGGACAAGACCUAUGGAGAGUGCCCAAGACACGACGUGAAGAUAGUCAUCGGAGACGCAAACGCGCAGGUCGGAAGGGAAGCCUUCUUCCAUCCUGUCAUCGGCAAGGAGAGCCUUCAUCCUCGCACGAAUGACAACGGCCUACGUUUGGUCAAUUUCGCCGCAGCCAGAGGAAUGGCUAUCUGUAGCACCUUCUUUGCGCGCAUGAACAUUCGGAAGCACACCUGGCGACACCCGAAUGGCGAAUCGUGCACACAAAUCGAUCACGUUUUGGUGGAUGGUCGACACUUCUCGGACGUGAUGGACGUCCGAUCGUACAGAGGACCGAACAUCGACUCUGAUCACUUCCUGGUAGCGUGUAAAAUCCGAGCUAGGCUGUCGAACGUGCUGACCCCGCGGACUGCGAGGGUAGCGCGGUUGAACGUCCAGCGCCUCGCGAGCAGCGACGUUGCUGCAGAGUACAGUCGGAAGCUUGACGAGCGGAUCAACGAGGACGCGCCUACGGGUAACCUGGACGAGCAAUGGGGAGCCCUCCAGAGCAUCGUCAACACAACGGCUACCGAAGUGUUCGGCACGACCAGAGGACGCAAACCCAAAGGGUGGUUCGAUGCGGAGUGCCAGCGAGUGACGGACGAGAAGAACGAGGCCAGGAAGCGUAUGCUCGUUAAGGAACGGGAGUACGACGAAACGGUACUUGCCGAAGCGGAAGCACAGUACAACGCGAACGAUAAGCGGAGGUUUUACGCAACUGUCAACGGUGUAAGAAGGAAAACCACGCCUUCCCCUGUGAUGUGCAACGACACGGAAGGCAACCUGUUGACAGACAAGACUGCGGUGGCGGCUAGGUGGAAGGAGCACUUCCAGCAGCUGUUGAACGGUGAGGCACGAGAGGGAAUCGUCGAGGACAGGAUACACGUUGAGGAAGAUGGAAAAGCUGUGGACCCGCCUACGUUGGAGGAAGUAGCUAAGGCUGUUAAAGAGCUCAAGAACGGGAAAUCCGCGGGAAAGGACGGACUUCCGGCCGAACUUUUCAAGCACGGGGGUACGCGGAUGACCGAGAUUCUGCACCAAAUCAUCCUACGCAUUUGGUGCGAAGAACAGCUUCCGACCGACUGGUUAGACGGGCUCGUCACCCCAAUCUACAAGAAAGGGCAAAGACUCGAUUGUGCCAACUAUCGAGGCAUCACAAUCCUCAACGCAGCGUACAAAGUACUCUCCCGCAUCCUGUGGAGCAAGCUGAGACCGAUGACCGAGACCUUUGUCGGCGAAUACCAGUGCGGUUUUCGAGCGGUUCGGUCAACGACGGAUAAGAUGUUCACUCUGCGACAAAUCCUCGACAAGUUCCGGGAGUACAACCUGCAAACACACCAUUUGUUCAUCGACUUCAAAGCGGCGUACGAUUCGGUCAAAAGAAACAAACUUUGGAAGAUUAUGGUAGAACACGGCUUUCCGGCGAAGCUUAUAAGACUGAUUCGUGCAACGCUCGACGGAGCAAAAUCAAGCGUGCGAAUAGCCAACGAGACAUCUGAAGCUUUCGUUACGUUGGAUGGAUUGAAGCAGGGCGAUGCUCUCUCGAACUUACUGUUCAUCAUAGCGUUGGAGGGUGCUGCGCGAAGGGCAGGCGUGCAAAGAAACGGAACACUCAUCACUAAAUCGCACAUGCUGCUUGGAUACGCUGACGACAUCGACAUCAUUGGUAUCGACCGUCGUUCAGUGGAGGAGGCGUUCGUCCCUUUCAAGCGGGAAGCUGCGAAGAUCGGACUGACCAUUAACACUGCCAUGACCAAGUAUCUGGUUGCUGGCAGAGCGCGUGGCAGUGCAGGUGAUGGUGUUUCGGAGGUGGAAAUAGAUGGAGAAAGAUAUGAGGUGGUGGAUGAAUUUGUAUAUCUUGGUACACUCGUGACGUCCUGA